Hyla sarda is the source of this 3077-nucleotide messenger RNA. RefSeq names its product ALG9 alpha-1,2-mannosyltransferase (gene ALG9). Gene Ontology annotation, cellular component: endoplasmic reticulum membrane. Gene Ontology annotation, biological process: protein N-linked glycosylation. The transcript is spliced from 15 exons. Lineage: Eukaryota; Metazoa; Chordata; Amphibia; Anura; Hylidae. Gene Ontology annotation, molecular function: alpha-1,2-mannosyltransferase activity. The coding region runs from base 111 to 1859 and encodes 582 amino acids. The record is from RefSeq and is a predicted model, not a curated record.
AGCGAGCUACAAUACACGUGUAUGACAGGGAAUAAAGGAGAGUGAAACAUUUUAAGAGAUCUGACAGACGCAUGCGCACUAAACUACUCCCUGAGGCGCCAUAAGUAAACAUGGCGUCCGCCUGCUUCUCAAAGAUUACCCGUACGCGGAAAUCUACGUGUAGCAAAGCCGGACAAGUGUGGGCACCUGAAGGAGCGACUGCAUUUAAAUGCCUGAUAUCUGCCCGAUUCUGUGCAGCCCUGCUGAGUAAUAUCUCUGACUGUGAUGAAACAUUCAACUAUUGGGAACCUACUCACUACCUCGUAUACGGCAAAGGAUUUCAGACCUGGGAAUAUUCUCCAGUCUAUGCGUUGCGGUCCUAUGCGUACCUAUGGCUGCAUGCGUUACCUGCCUGGUUCCAUGCAAAUAUCCUGCAGACAAACAAGGUCCUGGUAUUCUACUUCAUACGAUGCUUUUUGGCUUUCUGUAGCUGUGUAUGUGAACUUUAUUUUUACAAAGCUGUAUGCAAACGAUUUGGACUCCAUGUUGGGCGACUGAUGCUGGCUUUCCUUGUACUCAGCACAGGAAUGUUUUGUUCCGCUGCUGCAUAUCUUCCUAGCAGCUUCUGCAUGUACACCACGCUGAUAGCCAUGACGGGCUGGUACAUGGAAAAGGUCUCUGUGGCUGUGCUGGGAAUUGCUGCUGGAGCUAUUUGGGGAUGGCCUUUCAGCGUAGUACUCGGGGUGCCCAUCGCCUUUGAUUUACUUUUUCUGAAACACAAAUGGAAGAGUUUUAUUAAUUGGUGUGUAGUGGCGCUAAUAUUAUUCCUGGUUCCAUUGGUGGCUAUUGAUAGUUAUUACUAUGGAAAGCUGGUGCUAGCGCCUCUUAAUAUUGUCCUGUAUAAUGUGUUCACGCCUCAUGGACCUGACUUGUAUGGCACAGAACCUUGGUCUUUCUACUUCGUCAAUGGUUUCCUCAACUUUAACAUAGUCUUCAUUAUGGCGCUGUUGGCUUUGCCCUUGACGUGGCUGAUGGAGCAUCUGUUGCAGAAAAUUAACACAGUUCAGAAUCUUGGUAGACCAUAUUGGCUUACAUUGGCACCCAUGUAUAUCUGGCUUUUGAUUUUCUUCAUGCAACCUCAUAAAGAGGAGAGGUUUCUUUUUCCUAUCUACCCACUCAUCUGUUUGUGUGGGGCCGUAGCCCUUUCUGCUCUGCAGAAAUGUUACCACUUCUUAUUUCAACGGUACCGUCUAGAGCAUUAUACAGUUUCUUCCAACUGGCUUGCCAUUGGUACUGUCUUGCUGUUUGGUCUCGUGUCCUUUUCGCGUUCCAUAGCCUUGUUUAAAGGCUACCAUACACCAUUAGAUUUGUAUCCUGAGUUUUACAGAAUUGCCAAAGACCCUACUAUUCAUACUGCACCAGAGAGCAAGACUGUGAAUGUAUGUGUGGGGAAAGAAUGGUAUCGGUUUCCAAGUAAUUUUCUUCUUCCAGACAAUUGGCAACUUCAGUUCAUUGAAUCAGAAUUCAGAGGGCAACUCCCAAAACCUUAUGCCAAGGGGCGGCUAGCUACAAGAAUUAUCCCCAAGGACAUGAAUGAUCAGAAUCUGGAAGAGACAUCUAGAUAUGUGGACAUUGCCAAGUGUCACUAUUUGGUUGAUUUUGAUACUUCCACCAAGACACCACGGGAGCCACGGUACUCAAGUAAGGAGGAAUGGAUGGUUAUCGCUUACAAGCCAUUUCUGGAUGUUUCAAGGUCCUCCAAGCUGUUUAGAGCAUUUUAUGUCCCCUUUGUAUCCAGCUGGCACACAACAUACUCGAAUUACACUAUUUUGAAAACCCGUCGGCCCAAGCAGAUGAUGAAGAAGAAGAACUUGGGAUAAGGAAAGACCCAGUAUAAACAUGGGAACCCACUUGGUCCUGCUGUGAGAUAUUCUCCUGUUCCAGUCACAGGGGCCUUUCAUAUGUUUUGGCAGUAUGUGUGAGCCUUGCUGCUUUCUUACUGUAUAGAACAGUCUUAUAAUAUGUUCUGGUCAGCUCUUCUUUUAAUAUGACCAAAACAAACAAGUUGUUGAGAGUUGUAAAUUUUAUGUUCUCCAUGUAUUAACUUUAUUCCUGGAUUCUGAUUAAUGAUGUAUAUUUAAUGUUGUCAAUACAUUCAAAUGUAAUUUAAUGCCUGAUGUCUAUCUAUGGGGGUCGAAGAACUUUUACAUUUACCUGGAAUGGGAUUUUUUUUAUUUGAUCACGUAGAGCACUCUAGCCAUCAUGUUUGUUUUUAGUUAUUUCUUGUACUUUUCUUUGGAAUAGGGUACUGGAACAGGUUGCCUAUCAUUAGACAUUCGGAAGGUCCACUAGCUCAGUAGAUAGAUACCCUUAAUCACCCUCCUUCAAAUAUGCCUAAUAUGGUGUAAUAAAACACCACGAGUAUUAUAGUCUACCAGAAUUGCUUGCACAGGGGACAGAUAUGGUUUUGUGGUCUACAAAAAGGUUUGUGUAGCAAGCUUCUUCAGUGGUUUUAUGUCCAAAAGUGGGUAAUCCUUUUAAGGUUUAUAGAGAAUGGCUAAUGCCACCUUAUAGCAAAGUCAAUGUUUUAUGACAUAUUGUAUCUCAUAUAACCUUUCCUCUGGAUUUUUCAUUUUACCCCUUCGGUUGUUAUUGUCUCCCAGACUGAAAUGCAAUAUCUGUUUGGUCCACUCCACUCUCCUCGAUCCUCUGCUUUGAGUCCAUUUGUUGUUAUAUGGUUAUUUUGCUCUGAGACCAAAGAUGAGUAUGUUGGUGUGUCACAGUGUGACUUCACAUGAACCAACUGCUGAUGAUGAAGUCUUUUUAUUGUCCUCAUCUGUACAUUAGCAUAGAUAUGCAUUAUAUAAGGUAUACAUAGAACUGCUUUUACAGGCAUAGUCUUUAAGUCCAGCAAUAGUAUUGUAAAUAGUGUAUUACAACACAGGUACAUGCAUGUACAAGUGCAGGAUAUAUGGGACACAACCAAUAAAUAGGGGUUAAAAAGGGGGUGAUACUAAAAUUGUAUAAUUGCUUAAAGGGGUACUCCGCUGCUCAGCGUUUGGAACAAACUGUUCCGAACGCUGGUGCCGGGAGCUCGU